CAGUGCGAAACGGUUGUUUAGAGGCUUCAAAUCAAGCGAGAAAGUCCUGUCACCAUCACGAUCUUGGCUUGGCUUGGCGGGCGCUUAACAACCGGCAGCAUGGGCGCCUUCGCGUCUCGCCCCAGUGGAGACGGCGCCGACGGAACAGUCGCCAACAACCCGACGAAGAUAGGGUUCGGUCCAGUGACUGUUCUGCCGAUUCGGACGGAUGCGGAUAAGCCGCCGGGAAAUGUAGAAGAUCCUGAUGCGGCGCGAUCAGCGGAGGCGGGAGCAGCGAACGAUGGUGGGUCUCCCAAUGCCGGCCCGGACGAUAUGGGGGAUACUGUGAGAGUUCAGCGGGAAGAGGAGGCGCGCUGUGAAGCAGUUCAUCAGGCGCUAAAUGAUGAGGAUAUGCAAGCUCUCCAGAAUGUUUAUGACUAUGCACGGCCCCAUCGCCCGUCAGUACUCAUAUCUCGCAUCUUGGUGCACCGCUCUAGUAUACGCUUCGAACGGCUGGACAUCGCCCAUCCGUGGACAUCAGCUGAUGCAAUAACCAUCAUGGCCGCCUUCGCGAUGGAUGCAGAACGUCCUACAGUGGCUACCAUCAUGCUCACUACCAUCACCGACCCUCUCUUGCCCACAGCCGAUUCUGCGUGGCCGCCACCGCGUUCGCCCACGAUGCCCGGCACAACCCCCAUCCUCCCAACACCCGUGAACCUCACGGCCCAAGCCCCGCACGCAAUGCAAGAGGCCGCGGCCGUAAAUGUAGGCGCGGGGAUGAAUAUGCGCGUCAGGCUGCAUAUAACAAUGGAUAAGGCGAUCGCGAUCGCGGCGGAUAGCAUUAGGUUUACGUUGGUGGUUCGCGAGUUGCUGGCGCCGGAGGGUGAGAGGGAGUCCCAGGUUUUCAUCACGGAGGGCACGCUCAAGUGGGAUAUUGUGGGAGAUGUGACCAGGAUUGCUGUGCGGCGGGUUCGGCAAUCAGUGAAGAUCCACGACGUUGUCUUUUGCUUACAAGAAAUCUACGGCGCAUUCGCCGCACCACCAUCAACUCGUCCGUCAGUCUCAAGGCCAUUUCCACAGCCAGCGCCACCUCAUCCCCAACCGUCCGCCCCACCAACAGGCUCGUCAUCAGGCGCUCCGUCCAGCCGCAUCCUAUCUUCCUCUCCCUCCGGCUCAUCUUCACCCGCACCGGCACCAGCAACACCACCAGCCCCAAAUCCCGCAAUACAACGCCCACCUCCCUCACCCGCUCUCCGCCCAUCAACAAGCGCUUCCCAAAACCUCGCCUCACUAGACUGCCCCAUCUGCCUCUCGGAACAACGCUGCGUGAUUGUUCUCCCAUGUCGCCACCUCUGCCUGUGUCGAGAGUGCGCCGAGGCGGUGAUGAUGCAGGGCCGGGGCGGCCCGGGUGUAGGAAAGCCGACAUGUCCCAUCUGUCGUGCAGACGUCGAUUCCUUCCUCCACAUCCGCCUGCCGCCGUCCUCAACCUCUGAGACAACCGCCGUCGACCUCAUCAGCAUCCGCGCGACAACACCGCCCACCAUCGCCCCAAACAACGAUCACUCGCAAUCUCCAGCUUCCAUUUACCCGUCCCUCCGAGGGUCGGCGCAUCUUAGAUCUCAUCAGUCGCUUAAUGUCGUGGCCCCGGAGCCAGAUGAACUGGACGGUUUGCCUGCGUUGUUGCCGGAUGUGGAGAGUGUGAUUCUGGUGGACACGACGCAUCUGACUGGGACGGAUCAUCGUGAGGACAUCGAGAGGGGUGUGGAGCGUCCGUGGGCUUGAACCGGUGCAAUUUCGCUGGGAUAACCUUUCUUGCUGUAUUCGUUUCAAUUUUGGACAUCAUGGACAAGGGACUUGGACAUAUUUUUUGGAACGCAUAGUAUACCAUAUCUGAAUCACCUCAUCACAUUGACAAUGUACUUUUCGCUGUGAAAGAGAAACAAACGGGGGCCAAGUCCGGAGGCUAAGGAGACAAUAUCCCUUCUUUCUAUGUACACAUGGGACGAAAUUACUGCCUGUAAGAAAAGAUCUCGAAAGAACACACUGAGAAUCUACAGAUGGAGAGGGGAGA
Fimicolochytrium jonesii is the source of this 2050-nucleotide messenger RNA. RefSeq lists its product as uncharacterized. Gene Ontology annotation, cellular component: cytoplasm. NCBI's taxonomy places the organism in Eukaryota, Fungi, Chytridiomycota, Chytridiomycetes, Spizellomycetales, Powellomycetaceae. Bases 100 to 1761 code for a protein of 553 amino acids. The record is from RefSeq and is a predicted model, not a curated record. Gene Ontology annotation, molecular function: ubiquitin protein ligase activity. The transcript is spliced from 4 exons. Gene Ontology annotation, biological process: protein ubiquitination.